AUGUCAAAGGAGUUGAAAUUUCACUCAAAGGACCAGAUGGAAAAUAUAUCUGCUCCGAUCGUGUUCUGGACGCACUCAGGAAUCAACUCAGUCAAGUUAAAGAGGUCGAAUCUACUGUUUCACGAAGGACCUGUGAAAAAACUUGACUUUUGGCAUUUGUUGGAUGAAUCUUUUGUGGGAGAUAACGCAGAAGAGGUCGAAAAGGUGAGUUAUCUUGUAGCACGUUGUGGAGAGGCACAUACAAUUGCCGAAAAUCUUAUAAAGCCAUGUUCAAAAAAAAUCAUCGAGUGUAUUUAUGGCGAACAAAUGUCUAAGAAACUGGAUCUUGUUCCUUUGUCAAAUAAUACUAUUUCAAGGCGAAUUCAGGAACUUUCGAAAAAUAUUGAAACACAGUUACUAAUUCGUUUGAAUAAUUCGAAUGGUUUCGCUAUUCAAAUUGAUGAAUCUACUGAUGUUGAAGGAUUGGCAGUUUUAUUGGUUUUCGUUCGAUACCCUUUUGACGAUAUUAUUGAAGAAGACAUGUUAAUGAGCGAAUCGUUGGAGAGUAACACUAUUAAAAAUUAUUUUUUUGCAAAAAACAUAAAUUGGAAUAAAUGUGUGGAUGUUUGUAGCGAUGGAGCUAAAUGUAUGAUCGGAAAAAUUUCCGGAUUUGUACCAAGGUUUUCAAUAUAUACAUCCACCAAAACAAAAUAUAGAAAUAAACUUAAUGCUUCCGCUGAUAUGAGGAUACAGUUGUCAACAAUAACUCCUAACGUUACACAACUAUGCUAUGAUAAAAAAUUACCUCAAUGUUCACAUUAA
Octopus sinensis (East Asian common octopus) is the source of this 801-nucleotide messenger RNA. Its product is annotated as zinc finger BED domain-containing protein 5-like. NCBI's taxonomy places the organism in Eukaryota, Metazoa, Mollusca, Cephalopoda, Octopoda, Octopodidae. The record is from RefSeq and is a predicted model, not a curated record. The coding region runs from base 1 to 801 and encodes 266 amino acids. The transcript is spliced from 2 exons.